ACAACAGCAGCGUGAACGAGGCUAAACAACGGGCUGGCUAGCUAGCUACAUGAAUAGCGACAACAGCGACCAGGAUUUGUCAAACGCAAUGCCAUUAGUUAUCUUAAUUAUUUGUCUUCUAGUCGGAUAAUGUGAGUAAUGUCAUUUUAAGCUUGGACAAAACAUAUUUGCUGUUGCAUAUCGCUUUGCAUUGACAUUACGAACCUUACUCGAGAGUAAGCAACCUAGCAAUCGACGUCUCUAUGUUUGAAUAUCUUCCGGCGGCAGCAGCGGUGUCAUGAACAGUGGACUCCCAGCUUCAGCUGCUCCGCUCGGGGGUGUCGGAAUACCCUGCGUCAAGGUGAAGUUCUGCCGAUACUACGCAAAGGAUAAGACUUGCUUUUAUGGGGACGAGUGUCAGUUUUUGCAUGAGGAGCCGUCCAUGGCAAGCAUGUCCCUUCACAGUGGAGCAAGCCCUGUCCCUUUAUCCAUGUCUGGAGGAUCCGUGACGUAUCCGCUUAGUGCACCCCCGGCCUGCCCGGUUGGGGUACCGAACGUCCCCAAAAAGGGCGACUCUCUGGGGCCUGCAGGCACGGCUCUGGAGGGACAGAUGUUAACCAUCCCUGGGAUGGAGAGCGGGUCCCUGAGCGACGCCAAUCUGACCAACUCCUACUUCAGCAGCAGCUUCAUCGGGGUCAACGGCUUCGGGAGCCCGGCAGAGUCUAAAUACUCUAUCAUGCAGAGAAUCACCAACAGCAGCAGUUCUCCCAGUCUCCUUGACGACGGUGCCAAGAACUUCAGCCACAGCGCUCACGAUCUAUUCCAUGGAACCCUGGCGGGUGGACCAGGUCAGAGUUGUGGGUCGAUGGAAAACUCUCCGUGGACAACACAGUCUUCAUUCCCUCUCCCUCUAUGUCCUCUUCCAGAUCCAGGGAAUUCCCCCAUUUCUUCACUCUUCAGUGACUUUGGUGCUCUGAGCAUAUCACAAAGGAGAAAGGGUCCUAACCCUACAGCCAAUGAGUUCAUCCCUAAGGGGGUUCCCCGCAUGGCCACUAUGGUCCAGUCCAGUGGUCCGGCCUUCCCAUCGCCCCUCUUCCCCCACCUCGGCCCCAGCAGCUCCACCGCCCUUGCACCUGGGAUGUCUCUCUCUGCGGGGUCCACCCCCCUCCACUCCCCUAAAAUCACCCCCCAAACCUCACCUGCCCCUCGCCGGCGUAGCCACACACCCAACCCCAACAACCCCAACCCAGCCAACUACAUGGUGCCCACCAGUGUGUCUGACCAGGGGGCCCACAUCAUCCAGAAGGAGACGGUGGGGGGGACCACCUAUUUCUACACUGAUAACACCCCCGCUCCCAUGGCCGGGAUGGUGUUUCCUACCUACCACAUCUACCCCCCCACUGCUCCCCACGUGGCCUACAUGCAGCCCAAAGCCAACGCCCCGUCCUUCUUCAUGGCUGAUGAGCUCCGACAGGAGCUGAUUAACAGACAUCUGAUUACCAUGGCUCAGCUUGACCAGUCAGAGAACACAGGUGUUCCAUCUGAGGUGGACAGCUACCACAGCCUGUUUCCCCUGGAGCCUGUCCCCCCUCCCAACCGCCUGCAGAAGACCAGCAACUUCAGCUACAUCACUUCCUGCUACAAGGCUGUCAACAGCAAGGACGACCUGCCGUACUGCCUGAGGAGGAUACAUGGUUUCAGGCUGGUGAACACCAAGUGUAUGAUGCUGGUGGACAUGUGGAAGAAGAUCCAGCAGUCCAACUCUGUUACCCUGAGGGAGGUCUUCACCACCAAGGCCUUUGGUGAUCACUCGUUGGUGUUCUCCUAUGACUUCCAUGCGGGAGCAGAGACCAUGUUCAGCAGGCACUUCAACGACCCUGCGGCAGACUCCUACUUCACCAAGAGGAAGUGGGGACAGCACGAGCCCCCUCCACCGCGGCAGCACGCAGGUCUGCUCCCCGAGUCUCUGAUCUGGGCCUACAUCGUCCAGCUGAGCUCAGCCCUCAGAACUAUCCACACUGCUGGUCUGGCCUGUAGGGUCAUGGACCCCAGCAAGAUCCUCAUCACCGGCAAGACCAGGUUACGAGUGAACUGUGUAGGGGUGUUUGAUGUCUUAACGUUUGACAACAGUCAGACCAACCAUGUGACCCUCAUGCCACAGUACCAGCAAGCGGACCUGAUAUCCCUGGGCAAGGUGGUGUUGGCCCUGGCCUGUAACUCUCUGGCUGGCAUUCAGAGAGAGAACCUGCAGAAGGCCAUGGAGUUGGUGUCUAUCAACUACUCAUCAGACCUCAAGAACCUCAUCCUGUAUCUGUUGACAGAGCAGUCUAGGCUGCGCAGCGUUAAUGACAUCAUGCCCAUGAUCGGAGCUCGCUUCUACACACAGCUGGAUGCAUCACAGAUGAGGAAUGAUGUCAUCGAGGAGGACCUGGCGAAGGAGGUCCAGAAUGGUCGUCUCUUCCGUCUGUUGGCCAAACUGGGCACCAUCAACGAGAGACCAGAGUUUCAGAAGGACCAUACGUGGUCUGAGACAGGGGACCGUUACCUGCUGAAGCUGUUCAGAGACCACCUGUUCCACCAGGUGACAGAGGCUGGAACCCCCUGGAUAGACCUCAGCCACAUUGUUUCCUGCCUCAACAAACUGGACGCGGGCGUGCCUGAGAAGAUCAGCUUAGUGUCUCGGGAUGAGAAGAGUGUUCUGGUGGUGACCUACUCGGACCUGAAGCGCUGCUUCGACAAUACCUUUCAGGAGCUGCAGCAGGCCGCUGCCGGACCGCUGUAGCGCCCCCCCCCCCCCACAGGCAGCGGGGUGGGACUGCCUGAACCGUACAGCACAUUAUUGCACUACAGCGGAGGACCAGGCGCAUAGUGAUGACAUCUUCAGUGUGGCGAGAGAGGCAGAGGGGGUGGGACUUGCUGGACCUCAGUCACAUACACUGUCUUGGCAACCAGGAAGGCUUUUCUAAAGCUGUUUUUUUUAUUUUUCCUAAAAUCCCGCAGCUGCGAUGACGGACAAAAACGGAAGCUGUAACGAUUACGAAUGCUUAAUUUUUUUUUAGACUUGGGGAACAAAACGGAUACUAAAAAAUAAAACAACCACGUGGGAUUUAACUUUU
This is a messenger RNA of Salvelinus namaycush (lake trout), 3095 nucleotides long. Its product is annotated as PAN2-PAN3 deadenylation complex subunit pan3-like. Gene Ontology annotation, cellular component: P-body; PAN complex. Gene Ontology annotation, biological process: mRNA processing; nuclear-transcribed mRNA poly(A) tail shortening. The transcript has 18 exons. Gene Ontology annotation, molecular function: poly(A) binding; metal ion binding. The coding region runs from base 278 to 2761 and encodes 827 amino acids. Lineage: Eukaryota; Metazoa; Chordata; Actinopteri; Salmoniformes; Salmonidae. The record is from RefSeq and is a predicted model, not a curated record.